GGUAUGAUUGAAUCUACAACUUCGCAUCAAGAUUUUCAACAACGAUCCAUGACUGGGUAUGCCCUGGAGCAUCCAUCGUACAGGAUUAGAGGCGCACUUUUUAGGCAUCAAGAUGAUGGGAGGCUUCUGUCAGGUUGCGGCGGAGACAUUGAAGUAAUUCAUGCACUAGAACUGGAACGAUCACAACAUACAUGUCUCCCUGUCAGAGUUACAAAUGUCGUGGUGUUCGGAUCAAAUGACGUCGUCCGACUAAUUCAACCAAUUGAAGGAACCGAAGAUGUCAUUGUCAAUGGAGACUACCACGUGUCAAUUGUGCAAUCUGUUGAAUUAUUCGAGAGUUCGACGGUUUCCAAGAGCAGAAUUCUGAAACUACCUGGAAAGAUUAUUGCUGUAAAUGCAGAGAAGCAUUCAAACACUGAGCUUCUUCUAGUAUUUCUUCUAGAGACCGGCAUCUUCCAUUAUUCAUUUUGUGCUCAUACAUCAACACACUUUCAAUGUAUUCAAGCUUUCCGAUGCAAUCGCCCAAUUACCAGUGGACUUCUCUGGAGGGACUCGGGACUUCUCCACGUGGCAUAUUACGAUGGUUUUGUACGGGUUGGAGUGGUUCAUGAGCAGUACGAUGAUAUGCUUCUAGUGAAGAGAGUCGCAGUGAAUCGAAACAAUUUAAGCGUUCUUUUGGAUGUUGUUUUUGAAGAAAUUGGAAGAAUUCAAAAAUUCGAGGAUACUGAAAAACAACGGAGAGAAGAUAUGCUUACUACUUCAAAGAGUUUGUCUGAUAAGUUAGUGGCAGAGGAAGAAGUUGUCGAAGGAGACACUACGAACGACGAUUUUGCCAAAUUGAAGAUUGAGUUCAAGAAUCAAUCUAUUCGCUGUGAACGGGUCUCACAACGUUUGACUUCUCUCCGAAAACUGAUCACAAUAAUAAAAUCCGCACUUGACAUGAAUGAUCAAAUUGAGCAAAUGAUUAGUCUUCUGGUGGAUGAGCUGAGUGAGCUUGAGAAACUUGAACAGUUGUGCAAAGAAGUUGAAAGAACUGGAAAUCAGAAUCUUAUUGGGAAAAGCUGGAUUGCUGUGGAAGAGAAACAAAUGGUAGUGGAAGAACUUAUUGCAAAAGUGAAUAGUGAUCAAAUCAAGAAACAUUCGGAUGUAUGGGAACAGAAAAUUGAUCAGAUAAUCGAUCAAUUAAAUGGUUGCUCAGAAGCAGCAAAGGAUAUGAGAUUGAUUAUUAGUCAGAAUAUAUUUGAGCAUCGAGGUGACAAAAAGGAUGUAUUCACUCAUUUUGUGUUGGAUGCGCAGAGCCGAGAUAUCACUUUAUAUUGUCUUUCGGGUCUUACAACGAUGGCCAUUUAUCCACGCAAGGGGAAACGAGUGGCCUCCAUUUCUUUGGAUGCAUCAUUUGCCACGUGUCUCACUGCGGCCUGUGCAAUGAAAUCCGCUGAAGGUGUCUACGUAGCAGAUCAGAAUAAUGUUUUCCCGACGUAUUUCUACAGAAACCGCCCAAAAGCUGGAAAAGGAGAAAAGAGGUACUUGGAUGCUGGAAAUCAACUUCAACUUCCCACUUUCGACAGUAUUUCUUCGAUUCUCGUUGAACCACAUCAAAUGAUUUUGGGAAGUGUAACUGGAGGUCUUCUACAUUUAUCAUUUGAUUUUGCAUCAAAUUAUGAACAUUUUGUUGUGGCAAGCAGUAUUUUGGCUCAUCCUAUUUCGUCAGGAUCCGUAAAUUGUAUCAAAUUAUUGGCAACUGGGGAAUCCCUUCUAGCACUUCAUUGCACUGACACAGAAAUUGUUGUUUCGGAAAAAGAUCAAGAGAGAUGGCACAGAGUUACACACCAUACAGGUGGUGCACAUGCAAUUGCAGUUACUCCAUUUUCAGUUGAUGAGAGAGGUGCAUUUGCAGUUGUUGCAAGUGAUACUUUUGUUCGAUUGAAGGUUUUGCAGUAUGCUGAAGAAAGCCUUAUCGGUCUUCACGAUCUUGGCGAAUCACGAGCUGAAGAUGAGAAUGGACAUCCGAUAGAAGUACUAAAUGUGUCUCUGGAUCCAAGUAUGCAGUACCGUCAACUUCCAUGUAAACUUCGUUAUGCUGUUGGAUUUGCUGAUAAGGCUAUUCGAACAUACGUGGCACUCCUCACUGGACAACACGAUUUUAAUGUUCAGGAGAAGUUCAUCGCUCAAAUUGAGCCUCUUUUUAAUGUUCAAAAUAUGAUCUGCUUUCACGGUCGACCAAUGGGAUGCUAUGUAAGUUGUGCUAAAACUCUUCAAAUCUGGAAUGAUCUUGAUCGUCAUCAACAAAAGAAACUAAAAAGUGAAAGAAUGCAAUUAUUGAAACUAUCAUCUUCGGUAACCUCAAUGGAAAGAGCUGAAGGAUAUCUACUUCUUGGAUUUGCUGAUGAUCGUCUUUCAAUUUAUGAAGAAAAAGGAAAUGGAGCUGUUGAUUUAGUGGGGACUGUUGAUGAUUGGCACAAGGGAUUGAAUGAUAGAAUUGUUAUGAGUCUACGAACAAGAGCAUCAAAGACUUCAUGUGGCACAAGAUUAUUUAUUCAUUCAUUGACAGCUCAUCACAUUGUUAUUCAUACAGUUCUUGUCACAGCCUCUAAAAUUGAACAGCACGACUUCAUAGUUGCUCACGAACACUCAAUGAGCCAGCCAAUCGGAUUCGAGUUUGUCUCAUACAAGUAUUUUGAAUUUUUAGUUUACGGUCGUGGAAUUUCCAACGAAAAACUUUCAAUUGAAGAUCGUAAGAGAAUGGAUAAUUUCAGAGAUUUUGAAUUUAAUUGAAAAUUUAAUUUAAUUUCGCUCAAUUACACAAUUUCAGUUUUUAGCUUUUUUGGUUAAUUUUUGCAUUUUGCAUCGGGUCAUUGUGUGGGAUCACAAACGUGUAUUUAAGAAAAUUCUAAUCGCAUUUUGAGUUCAGUUGUGAUAAUUUUCAGUGCCUUUUUUUAAUUUUUUAUUUGUUUUGUUUUUCUGAAAUAAAAUUAUUAUUUU
Messenger RNA from Caenorhabditis elegans, 2982 nucleotides. RefSeq names its product Protein dct-6 (gene dct-6). The transcript is spliced from 14 exons. NCBI's taxonomy places the organism in Eukaryota, Metazoa, Nematoda, Chromadorea, Rhabditida, Rhabditidae. The record is from RefSeq and is marked reviewed. Bases 4 to 2775 code for a protein of 923 amino acids.